CUGCGCAGGGUUGUUGCCGAACCUCGUCGCCCUUUGCGGAGUGGGGCUAAGCUUCGACGGCACUGUCCUCCUUCUCCACCACCACCAUCCCGAUCAAGCCUUCUUGUCCUUCUCUCCUUGCGGAGCUUCGUCCUUUGACAUCACACAUUGUGACCCAGCUUGUGUUUUCCUCUUAUUCUGCUUCUUUUUCUGCAGUUUCUCGAGCUUUUUAUUUGGCGGCAUUGGCAGGUAGAGGGCGAAGAUAGGGCAGGGUUGAUUGGCCUUGGAGGGGAGGCGCCCAAACACCGUCAUGGCUUCACCGGAGCGCUCCGAAGAUGGGCCGACAACGUCAGGAGGAGAUUUCGACACGGACAGGUUGCCGUUGUCGAGCACCGGUGGCGGGCGGCGGGGGAGUAUGGGUGGUUCAGAGUUUGAUAGUGAGAAUGAAGCCGUGGAGGAUCGCAACCUGUUUAUUGAUGAGGAGAUUGUGGACCAAGAGGAGGAGGAAGAUGGGGAGGAUCUUUAUGAUGAGAACUUCAUGCAGCGAGACUAUCAAACGCUUGAAGAACAGGAUCGUUAUGAAGUUGAUGGACUCGAUGACGAGGUGGAGGAUACUCGAGAUUUUGCGACCAUUAUGGCUGAUCGACGAGCUGCUGAAGCCAACUUGGAUGAAAGGGAUGGGAUAUUAAAUCACUCUCGAGUUCGCAAGCUACCCACCAUGCUUCAGGAGUAUGAUGAUGACGAGAACGAGGAAUAUCAACCUGCCAGACGAAGAAUGCGUUUGCAUGAGCCUGUUGCGUCUCCCGUUAUGAGUAUGAGCGAGCAUGACGAAACGGGUGACAAUGAAGAAGAAGAAGAUGACGAAGAAGAUGAUGGUGGAACGGACUUCUUGAAUGUGCAAGGAAACAGUAUAGCAGAAUGGGUCGCUCGAGAUGAUGUCCGUCGUUUUGUUCAGAGGAAGUUUCGUCGUUUUCUGGAGACAUUCAGCUCCAAGGAGGCGAUGUAUAAGAAAGUCUAUAGAGACAGCUUGGACAACAUGGUUGCUGCGAACUUGUGUAGUUUGGAGUUGAAUUAUGGUCAAUGGUUGGAUAGCUGUCCAGAGCUGGCCAUUUGGCUUGCUGAUGCUCCUCAACCUCUCCUGGAAAUCAUGGAAGAAGAAGCAAAUGCGUUUGUUCUCCGACAUCAUCCUAACUACUCUAAAAUUCAUGAAAAGGUGUAUCUACGGAUCAGCAAUCUUCCUUUGGAGGACAAAAUUCGCAACAUCAGGCAAGUGCAUUUGGAUACCUUGAUCAAGAUCUCAGGGGUCGUCACCAGACGCUCCGGGGUCUUUCCGCAAUUGCAGCAAGUAAAGUACGACUGCGUUAAAUGUGGAACCAUUCUUGGGCCCUUUUUCCAGAACACGCAUACCGAGAUCAGGGUUGGAUCUUGUCCUGAAUGCCAAUCUAGAGGACCCUUCACUGUGAACGUCGAACAGACCAUCUACAGGAACUACCAGAAACUCACUUUGCAAGAAAGUCCCAACACAGUUCAAGCAGGAAGACUCCCAAGAUACAAGGAAAUUAUUCUUCUUCAUGAUCUCAUCGAUGUUGCACGUCCUGGAGAAGAAAUUGAAGUAACUGGCAUAUACGUGAACAACUUUGACUCUGCAUUGAACACAAAAAAUGGUUUCCCUGUGUUCGCGACUGUGGUGGAGGCUAAUUAUGUGCAAAAGAAACAAGAUUUGUUCGCUGCUUACAAAUUGACUGAUGAAGACAAGGCUGAUAUACAGAGGCUUUCGAAAGAUCCUCGCAUCGGCCAGAGGCUCGCGAAGUCUAUUGCUCCUUCUAUUUUUGGGCAUGAGGAUAUCAAAAUGGCUCUAGUACUUGCAAUGUUUGGAGGUCAGGAGAAGAACGUGCAAGGUAAACAUCGGCUUCGAGGCGAUAUAAAUGUUUUGUUGCUGGGUGAUCCGGGGACAGCGAAAUCUCAGUUUCUCAAGUAUGUGGAAAAAACCGCUCAGCGUGCAGUUUACACCACAGGCAAAGGAGCUUCAGCAGUGGGUCUUACUGCAGCAGUACACAAGGAUCCUGUAACAAGGGAGUGGACUUUGGAAGGAGGUGCCCUUGUACUAGCUGACCGUGGUAUAUGUCUUAUUGAUGAGUUCGACAAGAUGAACGAUCAAGACAGGGUGAGUAUUCAUGAGGCUAUGGAACAGCAGAGCAUCAGUAUAUCUAAGGCAGGCAUUGUGACUUCGUUGCAAGCCCGGUGCGCUGUUAUUGCUGCAGCAAAUCCAAUUGGAGGCCGAUAUGACUCCUCCAAGACCUUUGCGCAAAAUGUGGAGCUCACUGAUCCUAUUCUUUCUCGAUUUGAUGUCCUCUGUGUGGUGAAGGACAUUGUGGAUCCAGUGCAAGAUGAAAUGCUGGCAUCUUUUGUUGUGGAUAGUCAUUUUAAGUCCCACCCAAAGCACCAAGAUUCUGACGACGACCAACAAUCUAGGCCAGUCACAACUGAUGAAGAGAUUCUACCUCAAGAUAUUUUACAGAAAUACAUCACUUAUGCUAAGAUGCAUGUGCAUCCUUUUCUUCAUGAUGUGGACCUGGAAAAGAUGGCUCUGGUUUAUGCUGAUCUUCGUCGUGAAUCUAUGUUCGGACAAGGAGUGCCAAUUGCAGUACGGCAUAUCGAGUCAAUGAUACGAAUGGCAGAGGCACAUGCACGCAUGCAUCUAAGAAGUUUUGUUACUGAGGAUGACGUUGAUAUGGCUAUUCGUGUGAUGCUGGAGUCAUUCAUCUCUACACAGAAGUUUGGUGUCCAGAAAGCUCUGCAAAAGAGCUUCAAAAAAUAUAUUACUUACAAGAAAGACUUCAAUGAGCUACUGCUACACUUGCUGCGUGGCCUAGUUGCUGAUGCAAUUCGCUUCGAGGAGAUGACAUCACGCACUAACGUUCAUCUCGCUGAAGUUGUUGUCAAAACGAUCGAUCUUGAGACAAAGGCAAGAGAGUACGGGAUCAAUGAUUUGCAGCCCUUUUACAACAGCAAUCAAUUCAGCUCAGCGAACUUUAUUUUAGAUCAAGCGCAAGGGGUUAUAAAACAUUCUCUCUGAGAGCCGAUAAUUUUAGUGCAGACUUGCGAACCCAAGUGUAGACCAUGUACACUAACUUAAGAAUUAUACUUGGUUUGGUAUUUUGACAAUUCCGGAUGCAUUUUGAAAGAACAUGAUCUUGCCAAGAUCUUCAGUCUAGCCUAAUCAUCGUUAGCUAAGUACACAAUACAUGUUUAUCGACUGAAAAUGUAUGUUGGAUUUUCUGUUAAAUUUCUACAAUAUUGUUUUAAACGACGCUGUUCAAAUCA
This is a messenger RNA of Physcomitrium patens, 3303 nucleotides long. Its product is annotated as DNA replication licensing factor MCM2. The record is from RefSeq and is a predicted model, not a curated record. Gene Ontology annotation, biological process: double-strand break repair via break-induced replication; DNA replication; mitotic DNA replication initiation. Gene Ontology annotation, cellular component: nucleus; MCM complex. Gene Ontology annotation, molecular function: single-stranded DNA helicase activity; ATP binding; single-stranded DNA binding. Lineage: Eukaryota; Viridiplantae; Streptophyta; Bryopsida; Funariales; Funariaceae.